AUGCCAUCAUCAGUUUUGUCCAGCGACAGUAUGCACAUUGGACUUCUGGCAGCCGCUGCUCAUGCUGCAGCAACUAAUAGUUGUUUUACUGUCUUCUAUAAUCCAAGGGCUAGUCCGUCUGAGUUUGUCAUACCACUUUUGAAAUAUAUCAAAGCUGUGUACCAUACACGUAUUUCUGUUGGUAUGCUCUUUAGGAUGCUUUUCGAGACUGAAGAAUCAAGUGUCCGCAGGUACAUGGGUACAAUAACUGGGAUAAGUGAUCUGGAUGCGGUUCGGUGGCCGAGUUCUCAUUGGCGUUCUGUCGGUUGGGAUGAAUCAACAGCAGGAGAGAGACAGCCACGGGUUUCAUUAUGGGAAAUCGAGCCUUUAACAACAUUCCCAAUGUAUCCAUCAUUGUUUCCCCUCAGAUUGAAACGACCGUGGCAUCCUGGCACCUCUUCUUUGCUUGAUGGAAGAGAUGAUGUGGCAAAUGGUCUGAUGUGGAUGAGAGGUGGACCUGCAGACCAAGGUCUCAAUUCUCUUAAUUUUCAAGGUGCUGGUGGCAUGUUACCAUGGAUGCAGCAGAGACUAGAUCCAACUUUACUCGGAAACGAUCAUAAUCAACAAUAUCAAGCCAUGUUGGCGGCAGCUGGAAUGCAGAAUAUGGGUAGUGGAUAUCUCAUGAGGCCACAAAUGAUGAAUUUUCAACAACAGCCUAUCCAGUACCUUCAGUCUGGAAACAAUAAUUCGCCUUUGCAACUUCAGCAACCACACGCAAUUCCACAAUCAGUGUCCUCUAAUAUGAUGCAACCACAAGGCCAAGUGCUUACUGAAAACCUGUCUCAGCACCUCCUUCAGAAAACAAAUAACAAUCAAGAAGUCCAAGGUCAACAGCAGCAACAUGGUUAUCAAGAUACACUUCUUAUUCAAAAUGAUCAACUCCAUCAGCGACAACAACAACAGUCCAAUGCGCCAUCACCAUCGUAUACAAAACAAGAUCUCCUGGAUUCAAACUUGAAGUUUCCUGCUUCGGCUUCCUUCGGACAAAACAUGCUUGGUUCGCUUUGCAAUGAAGGAACUGGCAAUCUCUUGAAUCUAUCAAGUCUAUCCAGAAGCGGUCAGUCGUUGAUGACCGAACAGUUACCCCAACAAUCAUGGACUCAGAAGUAUGGGAAUAUGCAGGUCAACGCGUUUAGCAACACAAUGUCUCAUGCACAAUUUUCUGGAAAAGAUUUGGCAGUGGUGCCACAUUGUGAUUCAGAUACGCAAAACCAUACUCUCUCGGGUGUCAAUAUUGAUUCAUCUGGCCUUCUACUCCCCACCACUGUCCAAGGUUACACCACUUCGUCUGCUGACACUGGUGCGUCAACGAUGCAGUUAGGGGAGUCGGGAUUUCAGAGUUCUCUAUACGCCUGCAUGCAAGAUUCAUCUUCAUUUUUGCAAAAUGCAGAGCAAAGCGACCCACAAAACCAGAACCCAACAUUUGUGAAGGUUUACAAAUCGGGUUCGGUUGGUCGUUCACUUGACAUCUCUCGGUUCAACAGCUAUCGUGAGCUGCGAGAGGAGUUGGGUCAGAUGUUAAUUUGUAAAAAUGUAUAUACAGAAAGUUUUAAGAAUUUGUUGUCUGCCAUGGCAGCAAAUCGUUUUUCCACAAUAGUCGCCAUGCUUUUGGUUGUUUCGGUAGCUCUCGCUUCUCUCCCACCUCCACCUCCAGGUACUUUUGAUUCUACAACUAGUCCGAACACGAGCAGCACCUUCCAAAUUAUAAAUAUAUGA
Messenger RNA from Vicia faba (fava bean), 1755 nucleotides. The record is from the annotation of a GenBank genome assembly. NCBI's taxonomy places the organism in Eukaryota, Viridiplantae, Streptophyta, Magnoliopsida, Fabales, Fabaceae.